Messenger RNA from Python bivittatus (Burmese python), 1022 nucleotides. Lineage: Eukaryota; Metazoa; Chordata; Lepidosauria; Squamata; Pythonidae. The record is from RefSeq and is a predicted model, not a curated record.
UUCCCUGAUCGGGACAGUCGUCGGGGUCAAUGUGAUGCUUCGGAAAAUCGCGGUGGCGGCUGCCUCCAAGCCGGCUGUGGAGAUCAAGCAAGAGGGAACAUCUUUCUACAUCAAGACCUCCACAACGGUGCGCACCACGGAGAUCCAUUUCAAGAUCGGGGAGGAGUUUGAGGAGCAGACGGUGGACGGAAGGCCUUGCAAGAGUUUGGCCAAGUGGGAGAAUAAUAACAAAAUCGUGUGUGAGCAGAAGUUGCUGAAAGGAGAAGGGCCACAAACAAGCUGGUCCAGAGAACUGACCAACGAUGAGGAGCUCAUUCUGACCAUGACGGCCGACGACGUUGUCUGCACGAGGAUCUACGUCCGGGAGUGAGAAGCCUCCGCUGGUGCAAGACACUCAGAGUGGCGAUGGGGGGGCAGGACCAGACAGUCCAGGAGGGUCCCAUGCCAACCUGCCCCACUGCCUGGUCCCUACUCUCUGUCUAUGCUCAGAGGCAUUACCUGCAACAAGACUUAACAAAGCCGCUGGCCCUUCAGAGCGUUCUCUCUGCUCUGGGAGGAGGGAGGGGUGGCUGAAGGAGCCUCUCCCCUUCUGAGACCCACUCCCUCCCUCCCUGCUCCACCUGCCUUGGCUCCCCCUUUGCCCUGGAGGAGGCGCACACAGGCCUGCCUUGUUUGGGAGAUUAACUGUGGAAUCUGGGGUCAGGCUCGGGGGUCAGGACAUGGCCCCUACAAGCUGGAGGCUCUUCCCCCCUCUCCCAUCUUGGGUGGGGGUGGGGCUUCCCCUCAGCUCCCAAGUGAAUCUGUGGGCUCCUUGGCAGCAGCAGGUGUCCCCGCCACCCCCUCCAGUUUGCUCCUGGCCGGUUGGUGCUCCUCGCGCUGAACCACCCAAGUGGAAAGUCUUGUUGCAGAGAUCACAGAAGGGUUCCUGGUCCCCUUUCCUGGUAGGCCGAAGUCUGUAAUGUUGUGAAGAUGCCUCCCGUUCCCCCAAAUUCUUCCCCCCCAUUAAAGCCUUCCUAGUCUUU